This is a messenger RNA of Eucalyptus grandis, 498 nucleotides long. Its product is annotated as protein SMALL AUXIN UP-REGULATED RNA 10-like. Lineage: Eukaryota; Viridiplantae; Streptophyta; Magnoliopsida; Myrtales; Myrtaceae. Gene Ontology annotation, biological process: response to auxin. Bases 1 to 498 code for a protein of 165 amino acids. The record is from RefSeq and is a predicted model, not a curated record. The transcript has a single exon.
AUGAAGUCCCCUCAAAAGUCUAACAAGAUCAUUGAAGUGGGUGGACUCCAGUGGCUCCUCAAGAAGUGGAGGAACUUCGCAAAUUCGUCAAGAACUGUCACAACUGCCGCUGCCGUGAGCCCAAAUAGCGCGUCAUGCAUCAGCUUCCUCAAAAGAACGAUCUCUUCUCUAUCAUCUGAGGACAAUGACUGCAACAAUUACAACAAGCACAGCAGCGGCAACAGCAACGUUGUCCCGAAAGGCUACCUCGCUGUCUACGUUGGUGAAGAGCUCGAGAGGUUCAUCUUCCCGACACGCUACUUGGGCCACCCGGUGUUCAGGUUCUUGCUGCGUGAGGCUGAAGAGGAGUUCGGGUUUCAGCAGACGGGUGUCCUGAGAAUCCCAUGCGACGUUUCAGUGUUCCAAAGUGUUCUGGAGAUGGUGGAGGGGAAGAAGAAGGCGGUCAAGAAGUGGGGUUUGGUGGUGAAAGAGCGGUGCAGGCUAAGUUUUGCAGGCUAA